This is a messenger RNA of Cetraspora pellucida, 170 nucleotides long. NCBI's taxonomy places the organism in Eukaryota, Fungi, Glomeromycota, Glomeromycetes, Diversisporales, Gigasporaceae. The record is from the annotation of a GenBank genome assembly.
AAGUAGAAGGCAAUAACUCAGAUUCACUAGAACAUGUUAACAAAAACAACCCUAGCUGGGAUGAACAAGUAGUUCAAGAAACCAAAGAACUUAAGAAAAUAACAAAUAUAUAUAAGAAAGAAUUUAAAGAAAAUAGAACAUAUGUGACAAAAAAAAAAUCUCAUUGGUAG